CGCGCGCGCUCGUGCGCUCGCUCGUGCCAGUCGCGCGCUGCUCGCCUCGGACCAUGUUGCAGCAGCAGCAGCCCCUCGCGGCCGGCGGGCCGGCUAACGGCCGGGGACUCGGCGUGAGCGGCCACCCCGGGAUGCACGCCCUCAGCUCGGCUCACCAGCCCCCGCAGCGCCGGUCCGAUGGAGCGGAGCCGGGCCUGGAAGGCACUGAGAACGGACACGAGAGCCGCAGAGACAUCGGGGACAUCCUGCAGCAGAUCAUGACCAUCACGGACCAGAGUCUGGACGAGGCUCAGGCCAAGAAACAUGCUCUCAACGUCCACCGCAUGAAGCCGGCUCUGUUCAGCGUCCUGUGUGACAUCAAGGACAAGACAGGUCUGUCCACGAGGGGCGCCCAGGAGGACGAGCCUCAGGACCCCCAGCUGGUGCGUCUGGACAACAUGCUGCUGGCGGAGGGCGUGGCCGGGCCGGAGAAAGGGGGCGGGGCCGCGGCCGCCGUGUCGGCCGCCACCGGCUCGGGGGGGAUGUCCCCCGACAGCUCGCUGGAGCAGUCCGACUACCGGAGCAAGCUGGGCCAGAUCCGCAGCAUCUACCACUCCGAGCUGGACAAGUACGAGCAGGCCUGCACCGAGUUCACCACCCACGUGAUGAACCUGCUGAGGGAGCAGUCCCGGACCCGGCCCGUCACGCCGCGCGAGAUCGAGCGCAUGGUGGCCAUCAUCCACCGCAAGUUCAGCUCCAUCCAGACCCAGCUGAAGCAGAGCACCUGCGAGGCCGUCAUGAUCCUGCGGUCCCGCUUCCUGGACGCCAGGCGUAAGAGACGGAACUUCAGCAAGCAGGCCACCGAGGUCCUGAACCAGUACUUCUACUCCCACCUGUCCAACCCCUACCCCAGCGAGGACGCCAAGGAGGAGCUGGCCAAGCAGUGCGGCAUCACCGUGUCCCAGGUCUCCAACUGGUUUGGAAACAAGCGGAUUCGCUACAAGAAGAACAUCGGGAAGUUCCAGGAAGAAGCCAACCUGUACGCCAUGAAGACGGCCCUGGGCGCCCAGCAGGGCGGCGACUCCCCCCCCACCUCCCCCGGGUCCGGCUCCUUCUCCCUGUCGGGGUCGGCCGACCUUUUCCUCGGGGUUCCGCCGGUGAACGGAGAACAGUCGGCCUACCAGCUGGGAGCUCAGGCGAAUGGCAGCUGGUCAGGAAGAGCCUCUCCGCCCGGCGGCUCGCCACACAGCGACCACUCAGACGACUCCGACUGAUGGCCCCGGCCCCGCCCACGGCCCCGCCCACCGGCUCCAGAUGACAGCGAGGGACAGAUUGACGGAGGACGAAGACAGAAAGAAUGAAUCGCUUCACCUUUUAUCUGGGUUUUGUUUUCUUCUGACUGGCAUCAUUCGUGCGUGCGUGCGUGCGUGCGUGCGUGCGUGCGUGCGUGCGUGCGUGCGUGCGUGCGUGCGUGCGUGUUUCUUAUUGGGGGUUGGUUUAUUUUCUGCUACUUUAUCAUGUUACUCGGCGUUUGACUGCGCCUCAUAUUCUCAUCAGUAAUCACAUUAGUUCUAGUGAAGCUUCUGGUGAAACGAGAGGAAACAGAGAAAACCAAAGACUGAGUGUGUGUUUCUCUGUGUGUGUGUGUGUGUGUGUGUGUGUGUGUGUGUGUGUUUUUCUACUGAGCUUCAGUCUCCCUGUAAACUGAAUGUGGUGUGUGUGUGUGUGUGUGUGUGUGGAACAUCUGUGUUCUCUCUACCUCUUUUAAUAAACACUCUGUACUGACAGCCAGCACAAUGA
Molecule: messenger RNA, 1779 nt
Organism: Salarias fasciatus (jewelled blenny)
Lineage: Eukaryota; Metazoa; Chordata; Actinopteri; Blenniiformes; Blenniidae
Gene: pbx2
Product: pre-B-cell leukemia homeobox 2
Exons: 8
Coding region: 54-1253 (399 amino acids)
Biological process (GO): regulation of DNA-templated transcription
Cellular component (GO): nucleus
Molecular function (GO): DNA binding; DNA-binding transcription factor activity, RNA polymerase II-specific
Source: RefSeq, a predicted model, not a curated record